AUGUCCAGGAGUAUCCGGAAGGAUGAAUCCAACUUGAGGAAUAUUCAUAUUUUACUAACUCAGCAUCACUCUCUCUCUCAUUAUAGAGCCUCUAAAUGGAUCAAGUCUAUUAUUAAUAAAUCAAAUGUUGAAAUCACCACUUUUUUGGUUGGGAUGCCAGGGCUGGAAUAUGCACACAUCUGGAUCUCUAUCCCCAUCUGCAGCAUGUAUCUUUUUGCUAUUCUAGGAAACUGCACCAUCCUUUUUGUCAUCAAGACAGAGCCCUCCUUGCAUGAGCCCAUGUACUACUUCCUUUCCAUGUUGGCCGUGUCUGACAUGGGCUUGUCCUUCUCUUCUCUACCCACCGUGGGGAGGAUCUUCUUAUUUGAUGCCCCUGAAAUUUCUGCCAGUGCCUGCUUUGCCCAGGAAUUCUUCAUCCAUGGAUUCACAGUAUUUGAGUCCUCAGUGCUCCUGAUCAUGUCAUUUGACUGCUCUCUAGCCAUCCACAGCCCUCUGCGAUACAACUCCUUUCUGACUCCUGUCCGAGUUGCCAAAAUAGGAAUGGCAUUCUUUUUCAGGAGUCCCUUCCUCUUCACUUUGAGAAGUUUGAAAUAUUGUAAUAAAAGCCAAUUAUCCCAUUCCUACCGUCUUCACCAGGAUGUCAUGAAGUUGGCCUUCUCUGACAACCGAAUUGAUGUCAUCUAUGGCUUUUUUGGAGCGCUUUGCAUUUUGGUAGACUUUAUGCUCAUUGCUGUGUCUUACAUUCUGAUCCUCAAGACUGCUGGUAAUUGCAUCCCAAAAGGGCAGCUCAAGGCCCUCAAUACUUGUGUUUCACACAUCUGCGCAGUGAUCAUCUUCUAUCUGCCCAUCAUCAACCUUGCCACUGUCCAUCGCUUUGUCAGACAUGUCUCACCUCUCUUCAAUGUUCUCAUGGCAAAUGUUCUUUUACUUGUGCCUCCAAUGAUGAAUCCCAUCGUGUACUGUGUGAAAACCAGGCAAAUUAGAGUGAGAGUUCUAGCAAAAUUAUGUCAGAAGUAG
Callorhinus ursinus (northern fur seal) is the source of this 1017-nucleotide messenger RNA. RefSeq names its product olfactory receptor 51A4-like. Gene Ontology annotation, cellular component: plasma membrane. Gene Ontology annotation, biological process: G protein-coupled receptor signaling pathway. The record is from RefSeq and is a predicted model, not a curated record. Lineage: Eukaryota; Metazoa; Chordata; Mammalia; Carnivora; Otariidae. Gene Ontology annotation, molecular function: G protein-coupled receptor activity; olfactory receptor activity.